[Torrubiella] hemipterigena is the source of this 2765-nucleotide messenger RNA. Lineage: Eukaryota; Fungi; Ascomycota; Sordariomycetes; Hypocreales; Clavicipitaceae. The record is from the annotation of a GenBank genome assembly.
GUUUUCAGGCACGUGAGGCGCAGGCGCGCCGCCGUUGCAUGGUCGUGGCUAGUGCGAAGCCCGUCGGAAAAGCCUUUGCUCCGGUAUGGGCAGCUUUUAUUAGGGGAUAUCCAUUAGACUGAUUUCACAGUCAUUAUUACAAUGUAUUUUUAACCAAUCAAAGAUUUUCAUUAUUGGCGCCUAUAACUCAAAGAGUGGUCUCGAUUCGAUCUUAUUUGGCAGCAAAAUCAUCACAACUCCAUUGGUGAACCCCGGAUAUGCUCGCCGACAUACCAUGAGGCCCUUCGCCAACCAAGCUUGUGCACGCGUACAUGUACGGAGCUCUCGCCCGAAGAUACCAAAAUGCCUAUUUUCAUCAUCUCAAGCGGCCAGUAAACAGUUCAGAGGGCCAGAUAGACGUAAGCUACGGCUUGGCCAACCUGGUCUGGACGAAUCAUGGAAACUCAAGCUGGCGCGGAAACGGGCGAAAAGGGAGGCUGAUGAUGCGAUACUCGAUGGAAAGGAUAAGCGUACGCAAAUGACGCUUUAUAGGGGUCGGGACUACAGUGGCAGACACGCGACGUUUAAGCAAACUAUUGUCCACAAAUUACAAGUCAUUGUAAGCGACCUCAUCAAAAGUUCCGAGUCAUCCAGUGGCAAACGGAGAGAUGAGAUAUUUGCUCAGUCCAAGCUGUUUAUGGAAGCCAUUGACGAUGCUUUUGAGCUCGCGGAACGCAACCAAACGGACAAGGCACGCAAUAGCCUCUUUUGGACGCUAAGAGAUGCGUUCAUCAACAAAGAGCUUAAAGGGCUCACCCAAGAGCUCAAGUUUUCAUUCCAGGCGUUUAUGGCCCGCUCGCGGUUCUCCCCAAUUAUGGAAAAAAUCCAAGCGGAAAUGCUUGACUUCCGGUUUCCUCAGGAGUGGUUUCCGGCGACACGGACAAUGCAGCGUAAGAUCCACGUUCAUGUUGGCCCAACAAACUCCGGAAAGACGUACAAUGCUCUACAAGCACUGGAAAAAUCCAAAAAUGGUGUAUAUGCUGGUCCUCUGAGACUUCUUGCAACAGAAGUUUACCAGCGUCUGAACGCAAAGGGCCGCGCUUGCGCUCUCAUAACGGGCGAGGAAGUACGCGUACCAGAAGAUACAGAUCAGUAUUUGUCGAGCUGUACGGUCGAGAUGGUUCCGAUGAACACCAAGUUCGAUGUUGCGGUUAUCGACGAAAUCCAAAUGAUUGCGGACAGAGAUAGAGGCAGUGCUUGGACUUCAGCGCUUCUCGGCGUCCAGGCUGACGAGGUUCAUCUCUGUGGUGAAGAGCGGACGGUAAACCUGAUUGAGGCUAUAUGCGCCGGAACAGGUGACCAGGUCUUCGUCCAUCGCUAUGAGAGACUGAGCCCGCUCAACACUAUGGACGAGCCUAUCAAACCCGAUUUUAGCAAUCUGCAAAAGGGCGAUGCCGUGGUCGCUUUUAGCAGACUCGCCCUUCACGCAUUGAAGCGAACAAUUGAAAUGAAGACACGCAAACGUUGUGCUAUUGUCUAUGGCUCAUUGCCGCCUGAAGUCCGAGUGCAACAGGCUGCUCUUUUCAACGAUCCUGAUAAUGACUACGACUACAUUGUCGCAAGUGAUGCUAUCGGUAUGGGCCUGAAUCUCAACAUCCGCCGCGUCGUGCUUGAAUCCAUCACUAAGUUCGACGGGUCUCAAAACAGGCUUCUCUCGUAUCCUGAAAUUCGCCAGAUCGGAGGCCGCGCCGGCCGCUACCGAACUGCAACCAGCGCCAUCCAGCAGGCUAAAAAGCAGGCCAAUAUAGAGGAUGCCCAUCAGGAUGCUACGGGCAAGAAGCUAACGCUUGACGAUCGCCGGUCUAUACAGAAACAGUUGGCAGAAGCGGAUGAAUCAUCUGGAUGGGUCACAACGCUUGACAUGCAAGACUUACGUGCUGUGCGCCGCGCCUUCACUCGAUCUGUCAGCGAUCUAGACCGAGCGACUAUUCAGCCACCCGCUGGAGUUGUCGAGCGAUACGCCUCUUACUUCCCUCCCAACACUCCCUUGUCGUUCAUCUUGCAACAGAUUCGAUCAUCUGCCAUCACAAGCGAUACCUUCAACAUCCAUGUGCCUUCCGACCUCCUUGAGAUUGCGGAUAUCAUCCAGGAUAUUCCCCUUACAAUCUUUGACCGUCUCACCUUCUGCUUUGUUCCAGUAUCCCUUCGCGGCGAGCAAGCGAUUCCCAUUCUCCGGGCCUUGGCCAACAUAGUUGCGAAUAACUCUGAAGGCGAUCUGCUCGCAAUCAAGGAAAUUCCGCUGGAAAUCCUGGAUAUCGAUCCAGCUACGAUAGAAGGUGGAUAUAUGCAGUACUUGCAUAAACUAGAGUCUCUGCAUGUCGGCAUUAACCAAUACAUCUGGCUCUCGUAUCGUUACAGCGGCAUGUUUCGAAGCCAGCCACUUGCUUUCCAUGUCCGGUCGCUGGUGGAGCAAAAGCUAAUUGAGACUCUGGACAAGCUGGACUUUACACCCGAGGAGAUGGAGACGAGACGCAAGAAGAAGCGCCGAAUGGCAAAGGUCCGAGAACGCCGAACGGGCAUUGUGCAGGAAGACGAUGGCGAGCGAGAUGUUGACAUGGCAGAGCCACUCCAAGAAGCAAAGGUGCAAGCAUAACCGCAUUGCGUGUGCCGUGACCAUCCCUUCAUGUAAAUAUCAUACUUCGGCUAAAAUAGCUCGAUGUACCUGUAAUAUAGAGUGUACUACUAGUAAAAGUUUAUAUACAUAUAUUUCUUCUCUACACAGUUAA